UACAAGAGGGGUGGGACCAAAGGGGCUGGCCAGCUGCAGCAGAUUGCAAAAUGGCAGCACUAGGGCCCUGAACCUGCUGUUCUUGCCCACAGCGCAGCUAGCGAUGAAGAAGAAGAAGAAGAAGAAGAAUCGGGCUAUUUUGACGUGAUGCUGAUAGGAAGGACCGGUCAGGGCAAGAGCACGGUGGGAAAUACACUACUGGAUAUCGACCCAGACACAAAGGAACUAAUGGGAGGAUACCGGCAAGGCGAGGUCAUCACUGACGUAAUAAAACGGUGGGACGGCAACGGAGACCAAAAGUACUUCUUUGAAGUCGGGGAAGGGAGUCAGUCGGUGACACAAAGAUGCAAGGUCCUCUCGAAUGAGAGGAACAAGGAUCGAGUCCUCGACACGAGGGGUUUUGCUGACACAGAGAACACACGUAGAGAUGGAGUCAUCAACGGAAACUUGCAGAGCUUUCGGUGGAUCCUGCAGGCACAGAAGAUGUACGACCUCCGAUUUUCCCGCGUUCUCUACUUUCUCCCGAAUCGCGGCGCACCCGAGCGAGCGGACGGCACGUUGCAAGAAGAGAUCAAAGUCAUGUACAGCUUCUUCGGGAGGCAGAUAUUUGACGUGAUGGUUGUCAUCGUCACCAACAAUAAGCGUCCCCACUACCAACAAGCCGGCUUCACUGACGAAGAAAUUUCCGAGACAAAGCAAGUUUUCAAACAUGCUUUUAUACAAGCCACAGGCAUCACCCUUCCAAAAUACCCGCCCAUCAUUUACCUUGGGUACAUGGAACGCCCAUAUAAAAAGGUAGUGGCCGCUGAUGUGAUAUCAGACGCUGAGAGGUUGUAUUUCUCCUUGGAGCAAGAAGCAGCCGAUCAUCCUCUAACAUCGUCCGUUAGAGUCAGCCACGAUAUGCCACAAGAAGAAAAGAAGCGUCUGCUCACAAACUAUCGGGGAAAGUAUUUCAAGUUCGAAAACCGGUGUUUGCGUUGCGCAGUCAAGAUCAUACAAGAAAAGCUGCCCUCGGGUGAGGAAGUGCCCGUUAGCACAGUCGACGGAGAAGGCAGCGUAACGCAACACGACGAGUCGCUCUGCCACGCAUUCUUCAUCCCGAAACACUCGAGCUUCGUUCGAUUCGUGGGUGGCGUUGCCCACAUAGCUACACUAGGCAUGGGGAUGGUCUACGAAAAAGUCUACCGGAAGAAAUCGUGGCCGUGGUUUACAAACUCUGAGGAGGUGUGUGUUGUGUGUCAAAGCCCGCCUGGUUCAGCUGGCUGUAGGCCAGUGGGAAAGAGCAUCGAGAUACGUGGCGAGAAUUACAUGAUUGCGCACUCGAAAGAGUUUGACCCCGUCACAUUACUGGAGGAAGAGGAGCAGCUGGCUCCGUAGUUUAAUAUAAGGUGUACUCUCUAAUUAAAGGAAAUUAAUCUUUUUAAGACAUGGAAAUUAUUUCACACUCUAAGAUGGACAUUAGUGGUUUUGUAUUAGAUCAGCUUUGCGUGGUUUCUUGACUUGUUUCUUCAUCUAACAGUUCCACUGUGUCCAAUUCACGUUUAUGAUCAAUUUUUUCCAUCUUCCCGGCAAUUUCGAAAUGCUGAUUGACAGGGUGACAACUUUGGGAGCCAGGUGCCUUAUUGCACUUUAUGCAUACUUCGUCUGAACUGGUAAAACUGGGCCAAGAUUUGUUCUUGGUGGCAUAUUCGUAUAGCUUUCCCAACCCUAGAGUUACGAUGUGUGCUAUGCCGCCAAAUAUUUUUUCAACUCGUGUGUAUUUUGGUAGAAGGAGAGGGUGGCAGUAAGAGCUAUCGUAAACAUCUUGAUCUCCAUUUGGGUAGAUUACGGCAAUGGGUAGCUCUUCGCCCGAUGCCUGUCUCUCAAACACUAGUUUAAUGGCACACUUUGAGCACCUGUCUUCGAAACUGAGUAGCCUGCCCCGAUUCUGGCGAAGAGCUUUCUUAAAUUCCUCACGGGGUGUUCCGUAUUUUAGCGUGGUUUGGGAAGAAUCGCCCACCUCCCCACGAAAUUCUGGGUCUAGCGGGUAUUCUGGUGAGAACGAAAAAUAUUCCUCGGCUGAAAUCACCUGAGUACCAUUGAUUAUUUUGAAGACUUCGAUGUAAUCUUCGUUGAAAGGUAUAUAAACUACUGGGGGGCAUUUCCGUGCAGGAACGUUUACUUCUACACCCUUUUCCUCUUCGACGACUAUCUUUUCAAAAGCAGACAAAAACAGCCCCUGAAUUUCUUUUAUAUCUUCCUCGCUAUAACCCGCCCUUUGGAAAUGAGGACGCUUGUUAUUUGUAACGAUAAUGAUCAUAAUAUCGAAUAUUCUUUGGCCGAAAUACCCAUGCAUUACUUUGAUUUCUUCUUGCAAGGUACCAUCUGCUCGCUCCGGAGGUGGACCGCGCUGAGGGAAAAAAUAAAGAACUCGAUAAAAGCGCAUGUCGUUUGCUCUCUGGGCUUGCAAGAUCCAUCGAAAGCUUUGUAAAUUGCCCUGUAUCACCCCAUAUUUCUGGGUCAUUUCAGAAUCAGCAAAACCCCUUGUGUCCAUGAUUCGAAUAUUGCCGUUGGACAAAACUUUACAUUUUUUUGUAACAGAUUCUUUUCCGUCCCCAGUUUCAAAAAAAUAUUCCUCGUCACCGUCAUACCCCCACUGCUCGAUUUUAGUCUCCUCCUUGUACGGCUUGCGUGUUUCAGGGUUAAUUCCCAGCAACUUGUUUCCAACAGUGCUCUUGCCCAGCCCAGUCCUUCCUAACAUCAUGAUGUCAUCGUAGCUAAAUCCAGCACCAUCGUCAUCUGAUCCUUCUGCCCCAGCUCCAUUGGUGAUUUCAAUCUGGAUUUGGAGACUUGGUGGCGCAGCUUUGGCCUUGGCUUUGGCAGCCAUUUUCAACACAACCAGCGGGCAGUUCCCUUUUAGGGCAG
Geodia barretti is the source of this 2904-nucleotide messenger RNA. NCBI's taxonomy places the organism in Eukaryota, Metazoa, Porifera, Demospongiae, Tetractinellida, Geodiidae. The record is from the annotation of a GenBank genome assembly.